AUGGCGAAGAGAGUAUACUUUUUGGCACACGGCGGCCAAGUGCAAGGCGUUGGAUUCCGCUACUUCACACGGAAGAAAGCGACCGAAUAUGGACUCACAGGAUGGUGUCGCAAUACAGAUAACAAUAAGGUAGAGGGCGAGGCGCAGGGUGAUGAGGACGCGCUGAAGAAGUUACUCAAGGACAUAGACGAGGGUCCGAGGUCGGCCAAAGUCGUCAAACUUGACCAGGAGGAGAGAAGUCUCAUUGAGGAUGAGAAGGACUUUUUAGUCAGGCGAUGA
This is a messenger RNA of Colletotrichum graminicola M1.001, 279 nucleotides long. Its product is annotated as acylphosphatase. Lineage: Eukaryota; Fungi; Ascomycota; Sordariomycetes; Glomerellales; Glomerellaceae. Gene Ontology annotation, molecular function: acylphosphatase activity. The record is from RefSeq and is a predicted model, not a curated record. Bases 1 to 279 code for a protein of 92 amino acids. The transcript is spliced from 5 exons.